Messenger RNA from Anopheles coustani, 447 nucleotides. RefSeq names its product cuticle protein CP14.6-like. The coding region runs from base 1 to 447 and encodes 148 amino acids. The record is from RefSeq and is a predicted model, not a curated record. The transcript has 2 exons. Lineage: Eukaryota; Metazoa; Arthropoda; Insecta; Diptera; Culicidae. Gene Ontology annotation, cellular component: chitin-based extracellular matrix. Gene Ontology annotation, molecular function: structural constituent of chitin-based larval cuticle.
AUGUUCAGCAAGUUGAUUACCCUGGCUGCGUUGGUGGCGUGCACCCUGGGGGCGCCUCAGAAGCGGCUGGGAGUGCCGCUGGUCGGUACGGCCGAGUCGCAGGCGGUGAUUCUGGCGCAGGAGCACAACCACGACCCGAGCGGGGCCUACAACUAUCGCUACGAGACGAGCAACGGCAUCUCGGCGCAGCAGACCAGCUACGACGGUGCAAACUCGGUCGGCGAGUACUCGUACACCGGACCGGACGGAGUGCUGUACCGCGUGGCCUACAACGCCGACACGUACGGGUUCCAGCCGCAGGGCGCCCAUCUGCCGGUUGAACCGCCAGUACCGGACCACGUGCUGAAGGGGCUCGAGCAGAUCCGCGCCAACCCGCCAAGGGAUCCCGAGUUCAAUCUGGCUGCCCUCGAUGCCCAGAUUGCGCGGCUAAGGGCCACCCUCGGCUAG